UCUGGAACCUGAGCCCGCGGGAAGGCCGUUUCAGUAAGAGAAAGAAAUAAGGGACGUUUUUUUGCCAAAAUGGAAGCUGAAACAGCGUUAGAGUUAGUGAAGGAGGGGGCUACUUUGCUACUUCUUGAUGUUCCUCAACACACCCUCAUCGGUAUUGAUACCCAGAUGUUUUCAACUGGGCCUAAUUUCAAAGGUGUGAAGAUGAUCCCACCUGGCGUCCAUUUCAUCUAUUACAGUUCUUCCAACAGAGAAGGGAAUGAGUUCUCACCAAUAGUUGGUUAUUUUGUUGACGUGAGCCCUUCAGAGGUAAUUGUUAGGAAAUGGGAUCCAAAGGAGGAGCGAUUUGUCAAAUUAUCCGAAGAAGAGGAAGAGAGAUAUGCUCAAGCGGUGAAAAAAUUGGAGUUUGAUAGACAACUUGGCCCUUAUGCAUUGGAUCAGUACGGAGAUUGGAAGCGCUUAUCUAACUUUAUUACGAGGACUACCAUUGAAAAUAUUGAACCUAUUGGAGGAGAAAUCACAGUUAUUUCUGAAUCUGAAAUGGUUGAGAGUGUUCCUAAGACGGCCAUGGAGAGAGUCUUGGCUGAGCAGUUGAAGUGCAGCAAGUUCUCGAAGCCUGAGAAGAAGUCGCCCAGUAAAGGUUGUUAUUACACCUCAAUUCCUCGUGUUAUCAAGCAAAAGGGAGCUUCAGGACAAGAUCUUACUAACAUGAAUCUUGACAAGACACAAAUAUUGGAGACCAUCCUGACGAAGCAAUAUGGUGGUUCAGAAGAUUCACUUCUCGGAGAGUUACAAUUCGCCUUUGUAGCAUUUCUGAUGGGGCAGUCACUUGAAGCUUUUCUGCAGUGGAAGCUUUUAGUCAGCCUAUUACUUGGCUGUACAGAAGCUCCUCUCCACACAAGGACUCAGCUAUUCACCAAGUUCACCAAAGCAAUAUAUUAUCAGUUGAAAUUUGGAUUUCAAAAGGAUAGUAAGGAUACUGGCAGGGCCGAGAAGGGUGCAAGGACAUUGUUAGACGAGUCUUUGUUGUCUGCUGAUAACUUCCUGCGCCACCUUUGUAAGGAUUUCUUCUCAUUGGUGCUUGAUGCCCCCAUGGUUGAUGGAGACCUCCUGACUUGGACUAGAAAAUUGAGGGAGCUGCUUGAGCAGACUCUUGGAUGGGACUUCCAGCAGAACAGUGCCAUUGAUGAAAUGUACCUUGAAGAAGAUGAUGAGUUUGCUCCAGUGGUGGAGAUUCUAGAUGAUCCAGAUCACUGAAGCACAAGUAGCAUGAACAUGAGGCGAUAUCCAAAUGUAAUUAGCUGUUUGCCAAUGUCGAUGUAUCAUAUUUUCGGAGAGCUGCUGCUGAAGGACUCUGAUCCAGUAGGCCAACACCCUCCACAUAUGUGACAGCUCGAUUAACAUGAAUGGUGCAUGCGUCCAGUCAGAAAUAUGAAGUUCAACAUGGAAUCAGAAAGUGGUGUUUUGCUGCUUUACAGAAGUCCUAUGCCAAAUCCUAUCAAAUUAUUGAGCUAAUUGCACGACAUUACUUUUGCCUGGUGUAAACUUAUCAUUAAAGAAUUAGUUAGAUGGUAACUGUUAAUCUGUAUGCAACUACAAUCACUGGAAAGGGGAGCUACUCGUUUUCACAUGUACUUAGAUCUGACUAUUUUGAUGGGUGAAGCCUUUUAUACAGAGUUCUUAUAUUCUUGGAA
Molecule: messenger RNA, 1691 nt
Organism: Lycium barbarum (goji berry)
Lineage: Eukaryota; Viridiplantae; Streptophyta; Magnoliopsida; Solanales; Solanaceae
Exons: 13
Coding region: 70-1254 (394 amino acids)
Biological process (GO): spliceosomal tri-snRNP complex assembly
Source: RefSeq, a predicted model, not a curated record